AAAUAGCGGGACCGAGUCGCGUGCAUCGACCGAAUUUUGUCAGAGGGUGACCUGCAUCGGUAAUUAGAUUUGAGGGAGGGGCCGAGUCAUCGUCAUCGUAACUUCAUAUUCGGAUUGAGAACAAAGACCAGAAUAGACAAUCUUCCGCCCUUUACAGUCAGAGUCAAAUUUUUCGUAGGAGUUUGGACCAUGUAUUCCAUAAGUGAUGAAGAGUUGGAUCAUGUCUACCGCUUCGCUCUUGAUCUUGCCAAUGGCGCUGGCGAAAUGCUUCAGAAAUCAGUACGCGGUAGAAUGCAGUCCAAUUCUUUGACGAAUUUGCAACAAGAGGAAAAAGAAAGCGCCGUAGAUCUGGUUACAAAAGCAGAUGAAGAUGUAGAAGCAUUCAUCAAACGAAGCAUUCAAGAGAAAUUUCCAAGUCAUCAUUUCAUCGGUGAAGAAACCUACUCGAAGGGAGCCUCCCGACAAUACCUGAUCGGGGAUGAACCGACAUGGUGUGUUGAUCCCUUAGAUGGGACGGUUAACUUCAUCCAUCUCUUUCCAAUGUACUGUGUCUCCAUCGGUUUCGUGGUGAAUGGCAAACCGGUAGUUGGAGUGAUCAAUGCACCCUUCUUGAAACAAACCUUCUCUGCCUGCAAAGGACGCGGUGCUUGGCUCAAUGAAAAACAGAAGUUGCCUCUCAUUCGAAAUCCGAUCCCUCCAAUCCCUCCGAAUGCGCCAAGUGGGUGUAUUUUCUCUUGCGAAUGGGGUAAGGAUCGAAGAGAUCAUCCGGAUAGUAACAUGCAUCGGAAGAUCGAGGUAUUUCUCAACAUGGCAGCAGAGAUUGGUGGAAGAGGGGGUAAAGGGGGUAUGGCCCAUGGAAUAAGAAGUCUGGGGAGUGCCACCAUGGACAUUGCCUACACAGCAAUGGGAGCAUUUGAUAUCUGGUGGGAAGGGGGAUGUUGGGAAUGGGACGUUUGCGCGGGUAUUUGUAUUUUGGAAGAAGCAGGUGGACUUAUUACGACUUCAAAUCCUCCCAAUGAUUUCGAGACCGCACCGAUCGAACCCGUCAAGCUUGGAAGUCGCCUAUAUCUGGGCAUUCGACCUGCCGGACCUUCAAGUAUUGAAACUUCCAGGGAAGGACAAGAACGAGCAAUCCGUGAAACCUGGAGACGGGUUAGAGGUCUUGAUUACUUGAGACCUGGGGUAUAGAUUCUCUACCUUUGCAAUGACUAGCUCUGAAAGUGGAACGACCUUCACGAAUAGUCACACUCCGACCCAAGACAUCAGAAACCAAACACGCAUUGAAACGUCUCGAUGAGCGGUGAUAUUGCCAUACGGGGCAGCGGUUUUGGGCAGCACAACCAUCGUAUGCAAGCAAUGCCUCCAUUCGAUGCGAGCGGUUCUAGUACUCCUCUAGACUACUUGGGUUUGACAAGGGCUUCCCUAGCGGACACUGCGAUCAUGGGAAAGGGGAGUACAUGAGUCCCAAUAACAGACCGCUGGUGCGACAUCUAGAUGCAGCACUGGUCGACAACGAAUCUAUGUGGCGCCACACACUGCUGAUGCCUGGUGAAAUUCAUUGCUUAUCCCAAUCCUAGUUGAUGACCA
Molecule: messenger RNA, 1587 nt
Organism: Eremomyces bilateralis CBS 781.70
Lineage: Eukaryota; Fungi; Ascomycota; Dothideomycetes; Eremomycetales; Eremomycetaceae
Product: inositol monophosphatase
Exons: 7
Coding region: 190-1188 (332 amino acids)
Biological process (GO): signal transduction; inositol metabolic process; phosphatidylinositol phosphate biosynthetic process
Molecular function (GO): inositol monophosphate 1-phosphatase activity
Source: RefSeq, a predicted model, not a curated record